Molecule: messenger RNA, 753 nt
Organism: Coffea eugenioides
Lineage: Eukaryota; Viridiplantae; Streptophyta; Magnoliopsida; Gentianales; Rubiaceae
Product: expansin-like B1
Exons: 4
Coding region: 1-753 (250 amino acids)
Biological process (GO): sexual reproduction
Cellular component (GO): extracellular region
Source: RefSeq, a predicted model, not a curated record
AUGACUUUUGCACUCAAUCACUGCUGCAUUUUCCUCUGCAUAUUGGUACUACUGCCAGUUACCUGUUACAGCGGUGAUGUAUUCUUAUCCGCUCGGGCAACUUUUUAUGGUAGUGCUGGUGCCUUGGGGACUCCAUCCGGAGCUUGUGGUUUUGGAGAAUAUGGUAAAACAGUCAACAAUGGUGAGGUUUGUGGUGUCUCCAAGCUAUACCAGAAUGGAACUGGCUGUGGCGCAUGCUAUCAGGUGAGGUGCAAACAUCCGCAAUAUUGCACUGAAGAGGGAACGACGGUGGUGGUGACAGACUUUGCAAUAGGACACGGCACAGAUUUUGUCCUAAGCUUUGAGGCCUUCGUAAAAUUGGCACGUACAAACAUGGGUAGACUGUUGAUAGCACUUGGGGUGAUUGAUGCAGAAUACAAAAGGGUUCCUUGCCAAUAUCCAGGGACCAAUGUCAAGGUGAAGGUUCAUGAGAAAAGCAGAUACCCUGACUACCUUGCCAUUGUCAUCCUAUAUCAAGGCGGCGAAAGUGACAUCACAGCAGUUGAAAUCUAUGAGGAAUCAAGCAAGAAAUGGAAGGCCAUGAGGAGGGCCUUUGGAGCUGUAUGGAACAUAUCUAACCCACCCAAAGGUGCACUUAGCUUCAGGUUCCAAGCAAGUGGCAGCGCUGGAGUAAAAUGGGUGGAGCCGAAAAAGGUUAUUCCCAGUGAAUGGAGGGCAGGGAUUAUCAUUGACACGGCUGUGCAGCUCAACUGA